AUGCAAAGCACGAAAGGAACGACGUUGCCAAAGCAGCGGCCAGCCUCCACUGCACCGUUGGAGGCUACGAAAACGCUUAUGCCUCUUCAUGAGCUGCCGUCGUUCCGUAGGGAUUUAUUGAGUCGGUCAGUGUUCGUCCUUGGCUUGCGAACCACGGCGGAGAUGCGUGAACUCCUCUCACUCAUGAAGAGGCACUGUGGCAUCAUCACAGGUGCGUUCCGCGUUGCCGAUUUUGCCUCAGGUGGCAUGUCUACAGGAGGGUCGAUGGCCGUACAGGGGACGGCCGUGGACAGCCGCAGCGCUCUUAGUAACGCAGGAGGGUGUGUGGUUGUUUGCCUGACGUUCCGGACGGAGGAGGGUGCUCAUCUUGCUCAGCGCAUGGACAACACAGCCCUCGUCUAUGGAAGCCGUUUUGUAGUGCUUCCAGCCACUCGCUUCCAUCAAAACAUCUCUCAGGUGUCCUCAAAGAAGCAAAGGAAUAUGCCCCAACACGAGCGACUCUGGCAGUUGCUUUUUUCCCCUACAGUGGGCGGCAGCAACAUUGACUGGGCGGCUGCGGCGGGGGCCGUCAAUCGGGGCGAGUUGUUGAUGUUGCACCCCUCAGAUUUACCUGUAGAUGUUACAAGUGACGGUACGAGCAGCGGUGGUGGUGCGAGUGGUGCUGCCUACAUGAAGAGACAGGUUGAUGGGGGAACUCAUAGUACUGGCGACGACGACAAAUUUCGGCUCUCACACUACCCCGCGGCUGCCGCGCCCGCUGACGACCUCAACGGCGCAAGAAACUUCUCAACAACACCAGCGACAACGACGGCCGUCACGGCGCCCGUCCCGCUGUACACACCCAGGGCUGCCGUGGACACUGAAAACCUCGGUCGCUCCAAUACACUCCAACAGCAGUACUAUAACGACGUGUAUGAGUCCUCACGCACGCCCUUCCUCUCGACGGUAUCUGAUAUUGCCUCAUCCAUACUCACAUCUACGGGCAGUGGAAACACCGAAUAUAUUCCGCGGGUGGGCCGCGCCGCCCAGCAAACUGACUUGUACGGUUCUCCGCCUCUUCGUCAGCGUGUUGAACCGUCUAGGGGUCAGCCCCUCGCUGAAAGAGUUACUGCCCACAGCCAACGUCUUACCGUUGAAGGGAAUGAGACCGAAUCCCGUACCAAUAACGUCACAACCAAUUCGGUGUAUAUACCCAGGGUGCAUUCGCUCGGUAGCCUUGUCAUGGAUGCCCUGCCCUUCGCUUCCUCACUCAUUUCCACACUGCUGCGUGCAGUUUCUUCUCCGUCGCAACAGCAUCUCACGGCAGAUGCAACCGCCGGUUACGAGAGGAUCAACGAGGGGGAGGCAGAAGAAUCCAGAAUCAGGGAAAUGCUCGGCAUGGGGGACUGGCGAGAUGCGCGGGGUCGGAAACGCAUGCGCCAUGGGGAGGAUGCGCGCGGGACGCCAGUUAGGUACAUUAGCAGUAGGGGGAAUGAAGUGGCAGGCACCACUGAGGAGAAGUUUUACAAUUUCGAGGGUGGUUUCACCACCCUCAGCCCAGACGUACUAAACACUCGAUUUUCCCCCUCGGGGAUGGCGGCGGUGCCAAUGACAGUUGCUGGAGGAGAAGCGGGGGGUGGGGUCACUGGUCCCAUGGGGAGUUUUUAUGCUGCUGGCAGACGCCAUGGUGGGGGCCAAGAUCUGCGCCGUUCACUGCUUCAUGCAAUGAUGAGUGCCGCCUCCCUCCGUGCCCAAGGAAAUGGCAGUGGCGUCGGUAAUGACAAUAGUGAUUUGACGGCGUCGGCCGCUCGAUCGGACUUACCUUUACCUCCCGUCCCGGACAAUGCGAGUAAUGAAGAAGUACGGGAGUAUAUUAUGCGAAAUGUUCGAUUGCUUCCGGCAGAGGGACAGCGACAGCAACAAAUGAGGUAUGUUAGGGGGACGGAUGUUGCUGCGGCGGCGGCGGCGGCGACCACCACUCCUGCUGGUGGUGGAUCGUCAUUUAUUCCUUUCGUAUCUGCAGUGAGUUCGUUAUUUCGGCGGGUGAACUCCGUGUGGAGAGGCUGA
Trypanosoma brucei brucei TREU927 is the source of this 2046-nucleotide messenger RNA. RefSeq lists its product as hypothetical. The coding region runs from base 1 to 2046 and encodes 681 amino acids. The transcript has a single exon. The record is from RefSeq and is a predicted model, not a curated record. Lineage: Eukaryota; Euglenozoa; Kinetoplastea; Trypanosomatida; Trypanosomatidae.